CUUGGGUGUAUCCUGCACGACGAUGUCAAAACUGUCGUUCACCGUCCGCAAACCCACAGCGGUCGACGAAGACAAGGCCAGCGACAAAUUCAAACUCCCAGCGCUCCCUCGUCACCUCUCCAGUGCCGCCAGCUCUGCCUCUGGCACCCCACUCACAGGUUCUCCUCGCACUUUCAGCUCUCGUGAAGAUUCAGACGAUGACGAGGAGAGCGGGAUCGUAUUUGUUGAUGGUAUACGCCCGGACGAGCCAGACUCUAGUGACGAUGAAGACGAGCGUCUCGAGGAUGAGCUCAUCACUUCUUUUAACAAGUUUGGUGCACAGCGCGUAAAUGAGAAAAAGCCCAAGCCGAAAGCCCCCACGGGCCCCCUCAUUAUUCCUUCCAAGUCAAACCCUGACUGGCGCGAGGCAGCACGCAAGCGUCGUGCAGGUGCCACACGGUUCAUCCCUGAAUCUGCAAAAGCGAGCACAGGCGCAGAUGGGAGCGUUGGAGGGCUCGGAACGCGCGACACCAUCAACUCUGGCCCUGAACUCUCAGGUAUCCAGCUCGCCAACAAGAAAGUCAGAGUCGGAACUAGCACCACGUCCACUGACGAAGAGACUACUAUGACGGUGGAUGCAGAAGAUGUACAAAUUGAAAUCGUCGAAGAGACGGAAGACCAAAAAGCCCUUCGUGCGCUGCUGGCUGGGGAUAUGGACUCGGCACCCCAGAUCGAUACUAUUCCCGUACCUCCAAGUGAAACUGAUGCUCUCCAACAAGACGUUGCUGCACUUCCCGACGUCGCUACUGCUGAAGACUACGCGCGUGUACCCAUCACUGCUUUUGGAGCCGCUAUGCUCCGCGGCAUGGGCUGGGUGGACGGUGGGGUUGUCACGAGCUCAGAACGAGCCAAAAAGAAUGCGCUGGUGGAACCUUACCUCCCGAAAUCACGUCCUGCACUCUUGGGUAUCGGAGCAAAGGAGCAGGAGGUACUAGAUGAUGGUAGUAAGAAGAAGAAACGGAGAGGGGAUGAGAAGCGGUAUAUUCCUCUUGUGAAAAAGGAGAGCAGUAGGGAGGAAAGCAGGAGUGGAAGUGCGGUUGUUUCAAGGAGGGCUUCGAGGUCACCGGAAAGAAGGAGCGGAGGGGAGAGAAGUAAGAGAGACGAUGAUCGCGAGAGGAGGAGGGAUGAUGACCGUGAUAGAAGGAGGGACGAUGACCGUGACAGGUCUACGAGAGAGAAUGAUCGCGAUAGGCGACGAGGGCGUGAUGGCGACGAUCGACGAGACAGAGACAGAGAUGACAGAAGAAGAAGAGACGAUAGUAAACGGGACCGAGAGCGCGACGUCGAUAAACGACGUGAGAGGGUCCGUGACUACGACGAUCGCGAUCGGCGCAGAGACAGGGAUAGAGAUGGGGAGAGUAGACGGGGAGGUAAGGACAGGCGAGAUUAACUUUCUAGAUAGUGACUUCGCUACAUCUAUGUAUUGUAUUAUAGCGCUGCAUCAUACCUCGUGCGCCCACAUGCUCUCACAGACUGAUGUCCCGUUAGCCACUUGACUGGCCAUCAUGAGCCUAGCCUUAGGGUUCGUGAAG
This is a messenger RNA of Suillus paluster, 1571 nucleotides long. Its product is annotated as DExH-box splicing factor binding site-domain-containing protein. Lineage: Eukaryota; Fungi; Basidiomycota; Agaricomycetes; Boletales; Suillaceae. Gene Ontology annotation, cellular component: spliceosomal complex. Bases 23 to 1429 code for a protein of 468 amino acids. The record is from RefSeq and is a predicted model, not a curated record. Gene Ontology annotation, biological process: mRNA splicing, via spliceosome. The transcript has 4 exons.